UUUUAGGACGACCCAAAAAAAUAAUAAAAUGGGUGACGCGGCCUACUACCGCGCUGUGGAAGCUUCUGAACGACGGUUGAGCGAACUUCGGGCUGCUAAUCGAGAAAGUGUUAGAAGAGUGCAAGACAAAAUAACCAACGAGCAAACGCAACAUCAGGCACGUAUGGCGGAAAAAGAACAAAAGAUCCAUGAUGACCAGUUACGGAAUUCAAAUUCCAACGUUGCGAAGAAGAAUGCCGCAGAUAUAUGAUAAAUAACCAUGAAUAAAUUUUCAUAA
Messenger RNA from Caenorhabditis elegans, 277 nucleotides. It is a transcript of the gene pals-10, whose product is annotated as Protein containing ALS2cr12 (ALS2CR12) signature. Bases 29 to 250 code for a protein of 73 amino acids. NCBI's taxonomy places the organism in Eukaryota, Metazoa, Nematoda, Chromadorea, Rhabditida, Rhabditidae. The record is from RefSeq and is marked reviewed. The transcript is spliced from 2 exons.